CGUCAGCGGGAUCGAUUAGUACGUUCUACGCUAUUCAAGAGGAAUCUGUUGUGUCAGCUUACGAGGAUCCGUUUCUAUUAUCUCGAUCCAAGCUUCUGCAACGUCUCUAACUUUAAUCGAGUGAGCAUCGUGACUGAAGAAAUCUUAAAUUCGUGCAUCGAGUUUCGUGCGAACAUAAUUUAACAAUAGCGAUAAGAAGUUGUGACUCAGAAAUCAAAAUGCCCGUCGAAUUGGAACCGAGGGCACCAGUUGCGCACAAAGCCUGUUCGCCUUGCAGCGGAGAGAGGAUGCUGUGCAAGCAGGUGUCUAUCGAGUCCCCGAGCGUGACGGGUCGCGAAUGGGUGUUCAGCUUCGACGUGCCCGUUCCGGACGUUCCAGCGAACGGUGCCCGUAUCCGAGUGAUGUGUGCAGGUGCUUGCUACCAUCCUCGACGGUCACCCAGCCUAACUAGUCUGACGUCGGUCUCCAGCGGCAGCAGCCUAGCCACGGAUAUUUCCGUAGAAGGCGACUUCCCCAUGUCCCUUCCGCACCAUGGCUAUCGGGACGCCUCUCUCUUCCCUGGUUACGAAGUCGCCGGUGUGAUCGAGUCCCUCGGGGCGAACGUGCCCGAGGACUGCGGCUACACAGUCGGCGAUCGAGUAAUUCUUUACCCAUACGAAGGCGUGCCGAAUGGAUACGUCGAAUAUCUGGUCGUACACGAUCUCAAGUACCUGAUCAAAAUUCCCGACACUAUGACCCUAAGCGUCGCCGCGAUGCUGCCCGCCGGUGCUCUGUUAGCCAUGAACACGGUGUUCGCCGCGCACGAACACGUCCAAACGUUGCUGAAACAAAGAGGCGAGAACAGUGUCUGCAAGAUUUUGAUCGUCGGAACGGGCGGCCUAGCCCUGUGGGCUCUCCGAAUCGCGGCUUACCACUUCAGCAACACGAAGGAUCGCGUUACCAUCACGAUCGCCUCGCUGAAGGAUGACGGUCUGACCAUGGCCCAGGAAGUCCAACGAGUGAACGUUGUACAAUGGAGCGAGGACUUAUACGAGAAGCAGCUGAUCGAGCGGACCAUGGACGCUUGCCAGGGCCACGUGGACAUCGUUAUCGAUUUCGGCACUACCUCCCGUAGUCUUCAUCGCAGCAUGCAGUGCCUGAGCAAAGGCGGAGUGGUCUUCGUGAUCAAAGAUGUCGCCGAUCGGCUCCUACCGAAAUUCAGCAGACGCGCAGAGGAAUGGCAGAUAUGUCUGAAGUCCGUCGAGCAGGGAAGCUUAGAGCAGCUUCGCGAAUUGGUCGAGCUGGUGGCGUCCGGUAAAAUCGAGCCUCCACCGCACACCGUUUACCCCGCCGAAGAUGCCAUCGACGUCGUACGUAAACUGUGCCACUCAGAGAUCCAAGGACGCGCGAUUUUACGCUUCUAUCCAGCGGAUUAAGAAAUUGUUCGAGUUGAAUAUCGCGUGCCGCGCGAAUCGGCAAGAAACGAGAAUUUCACGAUGAUUGGAAGCGUAGACAAGGGUUGAAUUAAUCUUAAUUGAUUAGACUUCGCAGUCUAUGUGGGUCAGAGGGUACUUAGGACACUGCUGUUUCAGACUCGUCGGGACGAAAGUUUGUUCGAUGAGGGCUCGUUAUACAUACAUAUAUAUACAUAUGUGCGAGAAGCGUUAGAUUCGUUGAACCAUUAACACGAGACGGUAUAGUUCAUUGUUGCUCGAAGCAGGAAGGAAGCAAGCCAGUUAAAUGAUACGUCACUGUGUAUCCAUCGUAGAUACAUACAUUUACAUAUUAUUAUUAUUGUGUAUCGGAAAUUAUCGGAAGUUUUCGAUCGAUUUAUAGAGAUCGUGUCGUUGUUCUAUGCGUUAUCGAUAACAAAACUCACCCCCGUUUCAGCUUCAGUUUCGAGCGUGUAAAACCUUGUUAAGUAUUUACUGUCAAUUAAAACGACUAUUACCAAGAGAAGUUCCGGACACGAAAUGCCAGUCUGCGUUGCGCGUCGACAAAUUUGAACAAACAACGGAAAUAUUCAUAGACGGUAAAUAAUAUUUAAAUACUAUGCCUCGUAGACAGCGGUAUGCAGUUUGAAGUAGGUCCGGUGAACGUUCAUUUGUGUUCUGCAAAUAAUGUAAACUUUAUAAGAAUUAUCUCAUAAGGUGCGAGAAUUAAUUUCAUCGAAUGUGUAUUAACACCGUGUUUUCGUGGGCGUUUUUGCUAAUUACCUUUAGGUAUCAGUAUUCCUUUCUCUCUUUCACACAAACAUACACAUUACAUUUAUACACACACACACACACACACAAAGACACACGCAUCGCGCAAUUUAUUGUUAGAUUAAGUGAACCGAUCGCGUGCAGCACGACACGCAAAAUGAUACGUCGUAUCUCACGUUGCAAUUAAGUCACUGUACCUUAAAAGACUGUUUUCUUUAUUUAGACGUAGCCGUUUUUCUUUUUCUUUUUUUGUAUUUUUUAAUAUAAACCUAGGCGAUAAUUUAACGGUGUAGAGACACGUUACUGUAACGUUAUUGUAUCGACUGUUCGUUGCAACAGUAACUGUAUUAUAAUAUGGUGAUAAUAUAGCCGAUACGUUUUCUAUUAAAAGUAA
Molecule: messenger RNA, 2577 nt
Organism: Ceratina calcarata
Lineage: Eukaryota; Metazoa; Arthropoda; Insecta; Hymenoptera; Apidae
Gene: Drat
Product: Death resistor Adh domain containing target
Exons: 3
Coding region: 219-1415 (398 amino acids)
Molecular function (GO): oxidoreductase activity
Source: RefSeq, a predicted model, not a curated record